Messenger RNA from Phasianus colchicus (ring-necked pheasant), 762 nucleotides. RefSeq names its product piercer of microtubule wall 1 (gene PIERCE1). The record is from RefSeq and is a predicted model, not a curated record. Gene Ontology annotation, cellular component: axonemal microtubule. NCBI's taxonomy places the organism in Eukaryota, Metazoa, Chordata, Aves, Galliformes, Phasianidae. Gene Ontology annotation, biological process: axoneme assembly.
CCUUCCGCUUCCCCCGCUCCCGCUGCCUGGCAACGAACGCUGCCGCGCGUCCCGUCCGGCCCCGCAUGGCACAGCCGCAGCCCGCGGAGGGUCCCGCGCCCCGCAUCGGCACGUGGGUGAGCGCCACGCUGCCCCGCCGCUUCCUGCAGCUCCCCUGCUUCCGUGGCUACGGGCAGCCGGAGCCGCACCCGCUCUACCGGACGAGCAACCAGGAGUACGGCCGCAGGGCGCCCACGGUGUACGAAGUGCCGAACUCCUACCACGUCACCUCGCACGCUUUCUCGGACGCCCUGGCACAGCGUGGCAUGUACAGGAACGACGGGCUCAACACCUCGCUGGAGAAGAGCCGUGUCACCGGCCCCGCCAACUUCAUCACCCCCUACGACACCCUCAACUUCCACCCCAGCUACAAAGUCGGUGGGCCCUCGCACUGUUAGAGCUAUGAGACCACUUCAGUUUAUUGCUGGCUGCUUAGUUCGAAAAAUAACUCCCUCCCCCCCUAAAAAGUCAGGGAAACGACAGCACCGACCAAAACCCGCUGCUAAGCCUCAUGGUGAAGCACCACGUACUUCAGGUUUGGUUACAGCUGUGCCUGCUGCCACCAGGCUGCAGGUUCCCUUUCCUGAAAGCAGUGGCUCGUCACAGGCUGUGAGCUGGGAAUUCAGCGUGUAGGCAAGCUGUAGCCUUGAGGGUGUCCUAAACUUACAGUACUGUUUCAGAGCUGUUGUCUUAAUAAAGAAACACAUGCAGGAAUCCACAGCA